Molecule: messenger RNA, 1229 nt
Organism: Phascolarctos cinereus (koala)
Lineage: Eukaryota; Metazoa; Chordata; Mammalia; Diprotodontia; Phascolarctidae
Gene: APOD
Product: apolipoprotein D
Biological process (GO): response to reactive oxygen species; tissue regeneration; lipid transport
Cellular component (GO): cytoplasm
Molecular function (GO): cholesterol binding
Source: RefSeq, a predicted model, not a curated record
ACAGCUGUGAGAAAGAAUGAAAAGGGAGGGACGCCUAGAAGAAAGCCCCUGUUCUCUGGUCACACACAGAUCUGAACGGGAGGUGCCAGAGGACCUGGGGUGGGGGGAGUAUCUGUCAGAGCUUAUAAAAGACCAGAGCAGAGCCCACCCUGGGAUCGGCUUCUCCACACUGAGCACUUGGCCAGCGCCCUACAGAACCGGCCGGCAGACCACAGCAAAGCCCUUGACCUCUCUGGGACAACACUGAACCAGGAUGGUGACACUGCUGAUUCUCUCUGUCGUUGUGGGCCUCUCCAGUGUGGCUGAUGGCCAAGGGGUCCACCUGGGGUGGUGUCCUCAGCCCCCUGUCCAGGAGAACUUUGAUACCCACAAGUAUCUUGGAAGGUGGUACGAGAUCGAGAAGAUCGCUGUCAGUUUUGAGAAGGGAAGCUGUAUCCAGGCCAAUUAUUCCUUGAAAGAGAACGGGAAGAUCAAAGUACUCAAUCAGGAGAUUCGAUCUGACGGGAGCGUGAACCAAGUGGAGGGGGAGGCCACCCAGGCCAACCUCACAGAGCCAGCCAAACUGGGAGUCAAGUUCUUCUGGUUGAUGCCCACCGCUCCCUACUGGGUCCUGGCCACGGAUUACGAGAACUACGCCCUAGUGUAUUCCUGCACCACCUUCAUCUGGCUCUUCCACGUGGACUAUGCCUGGAUCCUGGCAAGGCGCCCGUACCUCCCACAGGCCAUCGUGGGCCAGCUGAAGGGCAUCCUCACUGCCAAUGGGAUCGACAUUGAGAAGAUGGUGCCCACCGACCAGAUGAACUGCCCCGAGUUCCUCUAGCAGCGAGCCUGCCAAGCGCACAGCCCACACCAGCCUCUUGCUUUGCUCCCGGUAGAAAAGACAGCACCAUGAAAGAUGGCGCCUGGAUCCCCACUGGCUGGCGGGGCAAAGGAAGCUGGGAUCCACUGGGGAGGGGGGAGGGGCAGGAGAGCUUUUGGGAGAGCUGGCCCAGGAGCCUGGCUCUGCCUCACCCGGCUGGUCAGGACUGAGUCCUGGCAGCCCUGGCUGACCACCAGCCCACAUCACUAACCUCCCCCAGCACACACACACCAAAUCGGCUCCAAAAACAGGCAAGACCUGGACCUCGCUGAUCUGCCCAGGCCUGCCCUCACAGCCUCCCUAAUGACGGGGCUGACAAGCCCAUGUGCUUAGCAAGGCUUCACAAUAAAGCAUCCAGGUUCAGCCUUAA